AUGCCCGGGCACAGGGGCACGGCGGAGCCGGAGGAUGCCGAUGAUAGCAGCUCCACGGAUUUAUCACUUGGCCAGGCAACAACUGGCGGCGGCAAGGCACGCCUGGACAGCCUGCGCGAGAAUCUGUUCAAGCAGCAGGAACGUCUCACGGCGUUGCGUGAGCGCGCGCUGCGCAAGUCCGAGGAUGGCUCGGCUCCAAGCAAGUCCAGCCUAAGCGAUUCUAUGGAAUCUGUCAAGUCGCUGGGCCACAAACUGACCAUGCUGAAGGGCUCGCCCGGCCAGCAGCAGCAGCAGCUGCUGUCCGGCCUGGCGGCACAGGAUGCAUCCACGCCGCUGGCCACGCCCACCAAGGCUGGCGACCAGCUGGAGUACAGCGGCAGCGAGAAGCUGCAAAUGCUGAAUCAGCGCACCGAACAGAAUCGUGCGCUGCUUGAGCAGCGCAAACGUGACAUGGCCAAGUCGCUGCAGUCCGUCAAGACGGGCCUCCGGCAGAGCACCAGCAGCGAGUUGGGCUCCUCGAUGAGCGAUCUGCGCGCCGCGGCAGCAGCGCCCGUGUCGCGGCAUCGUUCCGCGGCCGAUCUGCAGCAACAGCAGGCGGCACAGGCGCAGACACAGCCGGCCAGCGAGGAGGGUCGCCUGAAGCUGCUCAAGAACAAGAUGAAGCUGAUCGAGAUGAAGCAGGGCCGCAAGGAGCAGGAGUUGCAGCAGGAGCUGCACGAGCUGCGCCACGAACUGGCACAGCGCGAACAGCACAUACAACAGCUGGAGGCAAGCGAACGCCCGCUGGCCGAGCAGGAGAACGGGCGCCUUCACGCCGAGAUCGAGCAGCUGCGCGCCCGCAACGCCGAGCUGGAGCACAGCAGCGAUAUGCUAGAGACGCUGCGUCUCGAGUUGCACAGCGCACGCGAGCAACUGCUCGAGCAGCAGCAGCAGCAGGAUCAGAGGCCGGUCUCAGACUCAACCGAUGCGCAGGUCAACGUGGAGCUGGCCAAGCAGCUGCAGGAGCUGCAGCAACAAUUGCUGGAGCUGCGCAGCAGCAGUCACGAGGAGCAGGAGCAGGUGUCCAGUCAGGCAGGCAGCAGCGAAACGCAGCGCCUGGCCGAGCUGGAGGCGACCAUCGAGGCGCAAAACGAGCAGCUGGCGGAGAAGACCACCGAGCUGAAUGUGCUCAAUGUCAAUCUGCGCGUGCUCGAGGAGCGGCUCGCCCAGAGCGUCAAGAGCAAGCCCCUGUUCCUGGACGAGGAACCGGCCAGCGAGCAGCUGCAGCAGCAGCAGCUCAAGCAGAAGCUGGACGAGUGCAACAAGAGCAACAUCAAGCUGAAGCUCAAGUGCAAGCAAGCCGAGAAGCAGCUGCAGCAGCUCCAGAGCCAGGAUGCGCAGCAGCAGCUGCUGCGCUUGACAGCUGAGAAUGAGCAGCUGCAGCAGCGCAUUACGGUGCUCGAGGAUGAGAAGGGCCAGUGGCAGCUGGCCCAUGUCGAAGAGGAACAGCUGGAGCCGGAGCAGCUGGCGAGCAAAGCCACGCCCACAGCUGGCCAAAGCGAGACUAUACGCCUGCUGGAGGAGCAAAAGGAGGAGCUGCAACAGGCGCUGGCAGCGCUGCAAAUGGGCAGCGCCGCGGCACGCGUCGAGUCCGAGCUGAGCGAGGUGCAGCUAGAGGAGCAGCUGUCGCAGCGCGUGCAACAGCUGGAGGCGGAGGCGAACGAGCAGCGCCAACAGCUGCAGACGCUGCAAUCCGAGAAGGAGGCGCUGGACAAAAAGCUCAGCCACUACAUCAACGAGAACAUGGAGCUGCUGGACAAGCUGGAGAAGCUCAGCUCCUCCAGCUCCGCGGAGUCCAUUGAGAUUGUCGAACGACCCACAGACAGACGCUUCAGCCAACGUCCGGGUGAUCCGGCUGCCGUUGCAGAUGUAGCCGGAGCCGGAGCUGCAACUGAUGCUGAAGCUGGACAACAGACAGCCGCUGCGCCCGCCCGGCUGCCCAGCUUUGUGAGCGAGCUGACCCAAACGGAUCUGGUGGCAGCGCCCGAGCUGGAGGUCAACGAGAGUCUCGCCCAGCUGCGCAACGAAAGCGACGAACUGCUCCAGAAGAUUGAGCUCUUCACCAGCGAGCGGCGCGAGGUGCUCGCCAAAAUGGAGCAGCUGCAGGCGCAGAAUGUCCAGCUCCAAGCCCAGCUGCAGGCGUCGCAGGAGCAGCAGCAGGCGGCCCAGGAGCAGCAGCAGGCGGCCCAGGAGCAGCGGCGGGCGGCCCAGGAGCAACUGCAGUCGGAUCGUGCCCAACUGAAGGCGGCGCAGGAGCAGCUGCAGGCGGAGAAUGGCUCGCUGCAGGCACAGCUGGAGGAACUGCAGCGGGAUAAGCAACAGCUCUCGCUGCAGCUCAGCGAGAAAUCGAAUCUCUCGCAGGAGCUGAGCUCCAUGCAGCGCUCCUCGGAGGUGGUCGCCGCCCUCGACUGCGGCGCAGACGGCGCCGCGCUCUUUGACAAAUGCGAACGUUCCCUGUCGAAGCUCAGCUCCGAGCUGGAGGCCUAUCGCAAGGCCAACGAUCGCAAUGCCAAGCUGAACGUGUCCAAGAAACUGGCCAAGGAGGCCAAGAAUGUGCACAGCCAGCUCUCGGAGUUGUUGCACAAGGUGAAGGAGGCCAGCACCGCGGUGGAGACGGUCACCGUCGUCGAGACCGUUGUCGCCGUCACCGCGCCCAAUGGCAAAGCUCUCGCGGAAUACGAGCAGCUGAACGCACAGAAUGCCGAGCUAAAGGCCACGCUGGCGGCGCUCCAGGCGGAGCUGGCCGAGCUGCGCGACAGCUGCGAGCCGACGGAGCUGUCCAAACGGGCAAUAGGCCACAAGCUUGAGGAGGACUGGAAGGAAAAGGAAAGGGAGCGAGAGCUGGAACGGGAAUCCCUCAUGGCGGAGCAGGAACAGCAGCUGGCCCAGCUGCAGUCGAUCAUCGCGGAGUUGCGCGCCGGCGAGACGGAGCACCUGCAGCUUAUAGCCAGCCAGAGCGCAGAGCUGGUGCAGCUGCAGCUGCAGGCGGAGCAGUUCGAUCAGUCGCUGAACAAAAGCGAAAUGGCAUACGAGAAGCACAUGGAGCAGCAGCAGCGGCUGCGCCGCGAGCUGCAGUCGCGCAUCGAGACGCUGGAGGGGGAGCAGAGCAUACUGCAGGCCCUGGUCGCCGAGCAGAAGCAGCAGCUGAUCGAGAGCUACAGCGAGAGCGAAUACGAGACGAACCUGAAGCUGCUGGAGCUGCAGCAGUGCCAGCAGGAGCUGGAGCAGAGCGAGACGCGCAACAAGGAGCUGCGCGAGAAACUGAAGAAAUAUGCUUUGAAUCUGAAGAAGCGGCAGGUGGAGCACACGGAGCUGCAGGAACAGCUGCACAGGGAGCAGGCAACCACGACGGAGCUGCGCGAGCAAGUGCAGCGCCAGCAAGCGGAGCUGGAGCAGGCGCAGCAACUGGCCGAGCAGGCACAGCAACAGGCCGAGCAGGCACAGCAACAGGCGGAGCAGGCACAGCAACAGAUGCAGCAGGCCCAGCUGGACAGCAAGGAGCUGCAGCAGCAGCUGCUCAAGCAACAGCCCAAGCUGGCCAAGCUCAAGGAGGAGGUGGAGCGGCUUCAGGUCGAGCUGCAGAAUACGGUGCACGCUAACACGGCGCUGCGCCAGGAGAGCUACCAGCUGGAGCUCUCGCUCGCCGAGCAGACUAGCAACGAGGAGCUGCGCCGCCAGCUGGAGCAGAAAUCGGUCAAGUUCGACAAGUCCAAGGAGGUUAUCAAGCAGCGCAACGCCACCAUCCAGAGCCUGCAACGGGAGCUGGCCGAGCUGCGCGCCCAACUGCAGGCCCAGCCCGAGGAGACGGAGGCGGAUCUGGAGCAGCAAGCGCAGCAGAAGGCGCAGGAGGAGUCGCUGCACUUGCUCAAACUGCAGCUGCAGCAGCUGCAGGCACAGAACGUUCAGCUCACGGAGGACAAGCUUAACUUUGAGCUGGCCUACGGCCGGCUGGAGACAUUGCACGCGGGCAUCGAGCUCAAGCUGCAGCAGGAUCAAUCCUACAUCGAGACGCUGGAGGCACAAAAUGCGGAUCUGCAGAGCAAGUGCGCAGCACUGGAGGAUAAGGCCGCGGUGCUGCAGGCGCACGAGCUCAGCGCCAAGGAGCAGCGGCAGCAGCUCGAGCAACAGCUGCAGCAGCUGGAAACGGAGCGGGCGGAGCACGAGGCGAAGCUGGACGCACGCCUGCAGCAGCUGACGGAGCGCGAGCAGAGCCAAAGCCGGCAGCUGCAGCUGCUCGGCAGCGAGGCGCAGGUGGCGCGCGAACAAAUGCUGGCGCUCCAGGCCGCGCACGACGCGCUGCUGGCGCGGCACAAGCAACAGACGCAGCAGAUGCAACAGCUCGAGACGGAGCGCAAGCAGCUGGCCAGCAGCGGGGAGCAGGAGUUACAGGAGCUGCGCACGCAGCUGGAGACGCGCAACCAGGAGCUGCAGCGCCAGCGCCAGGUCUACGACGCCAAGCUGGCGGCCAAGGCCAGCGAGCUGGACGAGCUCGAGUGUGAUCUGAGCGCUCACAUGGAGCGCGCCAAUGCGCAGACGCGUGAGCUUACCCAGCAACUGGAGCGUGCCCAGGAGCAGCUGCAGCAGCGCGACGAGCAGCUGGCCAACCUCAACGUGGACCUCAGCGAGCUGGAGCGCGAGCGGCUGCUCGAGCAUCAGGAGCUGCGUGAGGUACAGCAGCUGCGCUUGCAGUCCAACCAGGAGUUGCGGGCGCUGCAGCAACAGAUCGCCGAGCUGGGCACGCACAACCAAACCGACGAUCAGGUUGAAAUCGAGACGGAGACGAAUCGCCUCGUCGAGAAGCUGGCCGAGAUCGAUAAGCAAACCGAGCUGCUCACACGCCACCAGCCAGCUCCAGCUCCAGUUCCGGCUUCAGCGGCAGCUGACGAUUGGAUGGCCUGGUCACGACCUGAUCCUGUCCCAGUUCCUGCUCCUGGUCCUGGCCAAAUGGCGCUCACGGAGCAGAAUGUGCCAUUGCCCGCGCCCGCCAUGUUCUUUGGUGGCGACGUGGCGGCAGCGCCCUCGCCCUUCGAUGAGAUUGUUGCCCAACCGUUGAGGAUGAGCACACAGAAUGUGGGCGUGGCACAGCGUGAGUCGAACGAAGCGAGCAUCGAGAAACUGCAGCGCAAUGUGUCCGACCUGGAGAAGCACGCCAAGGAGCUAGAGACGCAGCUGCUGGCGCGCAACCAGGCGCUGGCCGAGCACGAGGAGCGACGCGUCCAACUGGAGCGCGCGCUGGCCGAACGCGAACAGGAGCUGGCCCAGCUGCGCGCCGCGGCCGAGGAACGCGAACGCCUGGCGGCCAUCGAGCAGCUAAUACAGCCAACGGCUGGCGCGGCUGUGGCGCCCUCUCUGGACAUGUUCUUUGGCGGCGAGACGGUGCCAGAUGCAGCCGUUGCCAGCUUCCAGCAGGAGCUGGGUCUGCCGCAGAGCGAGCCCGUUGUGGAGCCCCCGAUUGUGCCAAAGAAGGCGUAUCUCUGUCAGCCAGAGCAGGAGGAGCAGGCGCAGCAGCCGGCCAGCGACUGGCCUGUGGACGUGGACGAGGAUCCGUGGGCCAAUGCAGGAGCCGAGCAGCAGCUGACAGAUGCCACCGCAGCGCUGCACGCGCGCAUCGAGGAGCUGGAGGCGCAGAAGGCGAAGCUGCAGACGAAGACUGCGAAGCUGAUGAAGUGCGUCAAGGAGUACCGCAGCAAGGAGCAGCAGGAGCAGGCGCGCAAGGACAACAACAACGACCUGGACGGCGCCAUCAUCGACGAGCUGAAGCUGCAGCUGCAGCUGCAGGAAACGCGUCAGGCCAAGACCGAGGAGCUGCUCCAGCAGCAAACGCUCGAAAAGGAGAAGCUAGUGAAGCGCAUCGAUGUGCUCACCGCCGGCAACGAACGCAUGGCCGAGCUAAAGGAGCGCCAGGACCGCGAGGUGCAGAUGUAUCAGACGCGCAUACGUGAGCUCCAGCAGAAGCUGCAGCAGCUCGAGAGCUGGGAUGAGGUGGCAGCCACGCCCACUGCGCCGACCAGCGGCGACGAUGCGGCAGCGGCGGCAGCAGCGCGUGCGACCAUUGAGAAACUGCAGGCCGAGAACCAGGAGCUGAACAGCGAGUGCCAGGAGCUGAACAGCGAAUGCCAGGAGCUGUUGGCACAGCUGCAGCAGGAGAAGCAGCGGGCGCAGCGCGAACAGGAACAGCUGCAGGCACAGCUAGAGGCACACGAUCAGCAGGCGGAGCAGGUGAAGCAGCAGGCGGAGCUCGAGAAGCAGCUGGCGGAGCAGGUUAAGCAGCAGGCGGAGCAGCAAGUGGAGCAGAAGGUAGAGCAGAUAAAGCAACAGGCGGAGCAAGAGAAGCACCAAGUGGAGCUCGAGAAGCAGCAGGCGGAGCAGGAGAGACAACAGGCGGAGCACGAAAAGCAUCAGGCGGAGCAGGAGUGCCAGCAGCUGCAGCUGCAGCUGGCCGAGCUCAGAGCCAAGCAGCUGGAGCUGCCGGCGAUGGUAACGGCGCCGCCAGCGACUGCACCCAGUGAUGAGAGCCGGGCUCUGCUGCAGGAAAAGGAAUCAGAAAUUGUGCAUCUCAAGCAGCGCAUCGAGGAGCUGAUGCGCGAGGAUCAGACCGAAAAGCUGGUGCUGGAGAUUCUAACCAAGAACCAGGAGCUGCAGCUGCUGCGCAUGCAGGUCAAGCAACUGGAGGAGGACAAGCUGGAGCAGCAGCAGCAGGCCAACCAGGCCAAUCAGGCAGCUGUGCCCGUGGAGGAGCUGGAACAGCUGCGUCGGCAAUGCGAACAGCAGCAGCAGGAGAAGUCCGACAUGGAGGAGGAGCUGCGCGUGCUCAACAAUCAUGUGCUCAACAGCCUGGAGCUGGAGGACAAAAUGAAGCAAGCCGUGCUCGAGCUGGACACCAAAACGAUUGAGAUAACCGAACUCCGCAAAACCCUAGACCAGCUCCAGCAAAAGGAGGUGCAACAGGUGCAGCCCCAGCCUGAUAUCGGCGCACUGAACAAGCAGUGGGAGGCGCUGGUGGAGCAAAAGUGCAGCGAGGUGGCCAGCAUUUGGCAGGAGCAUCUGGCGCAACGCGAGGCCGACUACGAGGCGAAGAUCGAACAGCUGAAGGCGGCAACAGCAUCCCCGCCAGAAACAACGGAGCAGCUGGCACCAGCACCAGCACCAGUAGACGCCACGACGACGGACGUCGGCGAGAUGCUGCUAAAGAUGCAGCGGGCGCUCGAGACGCAGGAAAUGGAGAUCGUGACAUUAAAGGAACAGCUGGCCAUACGUUCCGCUGAAUAUGCACGUCUCGCCUCACAGUACGAUCCCUUCCGGCUGCAGAAUACGCUCGGCGGCAAUCCGAGCGGACCGACGGGCAGCGGAUCGGAUUCGCUCGGACCCGCGGGAGAGUAUGUGCCCAAAUCGGAUCUGGACUAUGCGCUCAUGAUGCUGCAUCAGCGCGAUAUGCGCGUCGAGGAGAUGAUCGUUGAGCUGGUGCAGCUGCUCGAGGAGCGCGAUCAUCUGCAGCUCAAGCUCUCGGACACGCUGCGCCAACUGGAGGCCGAGCGCACUGGCGCACCCUUCUCCAACUCGCCGGCGGCAGCGACGACGACGACGACGACGACGGCCUUGGUCAGCCCCAACCAGCUGAGCGUCAGCAGCAGCAGCAGCGGCGCCGAUCUCGCCGUGUCCCCAGCUGCCAGCGGCAGCGAUCUGAAGCAGAAAUUGGCCGAGCUGCAAACGGUGAAGCAUUCCAAGGACAAGGCAAUUGUGGACGAGCGCGAGCAGCGUCUGCAGCAGAUGAUUCAGCUGCAGCGUGACAUGGCGAAGGCAGCGCCAGCAACAGGAGCAGCUGCAGCAGCUGGCACGGCUCCAGCUCUGCCUACUCCUACUCCUUCUGCUCAGCUCGAUGUCGAUCCAACUCAACCUGCGCUGCGCUCCCCUUCCAUGCUGCUUAUGGACUGGAUAUUGGGCAAUAACAAGAGCGAGGACGAGGCGACGCCCGGCCCAUCCCAGCCGCAGCCGUCGCAUCCGCCGGCGAGCAACUAGCAGCUCGCCAAGCGUCGCCAGCGUUGCGCCCAGUUGACUGCCGCGAAAUAAUUAUCGAUUUAAACAACUAGCAUUAGAGUUCUAUAUUGUGUACCUUGGCUGAAUGUAAAAUGUAAACGAAGAGAAACAGAAAAGAAAAGCAGAAAAGAAAAACAGAAAAACAGAAAAAGAAAAACAACAACAAAAUAUUACAAACUAUUCCCGAAUUGAGGCCCGCCACGCCCACGUUUUAUGUUGUAGAUAUGUAAAAAUUGUAAAAAAAAAAACAAAAAUAAGAAACAUAAAAACGAACGUAAAUAAUAUUUAAA
This is a messenger RNA of Drosophila novamexicana, 8363 nucleotides long. Its product is annotated as protein lava lamp. The coding region runs from base 1 to 8055 and encodes 2684 amino acids. The record is from RefSeq and is a predicted model, not a curated record. The transcript has 7 exons. NCBI's taxonomy places the organism in Eukaryota, Metazoa, Arthropoda, Insecta, Diptera, Drosophilidae.